AUGGGGCCUGUGGAGGCUAGAUCGACCUCAACGGAAUCAACGAGUGAAGGUCUGGAUACUCCAGAAGCUUCUCUAAAUGCAGAAACUGGAUUGUUGAACAGUGAUGUAGAAAACGUGAGGGAAGAAGAUGUGUCUGAGGUAGAAGCAGAGAACAAGAUGUUCAAAGAUUUGCCAAAGGUGUCUGAUGAAGCUAAUGCAGAGAUCUCCGGUGUGCUCAGCCUGGGAGAACCUCAUAAAGCUGUUCAGAGCAUGCAAUCCGGAAGGUGCCAAUGGAUGUCGUCGGACUACAAUCUUAAAGAUCUGGAUAAAAGAGAAACUUCAUGUGUGAUUAAUCUGAGAAAGGAAGAUGCUGAAGAAAAAUCGCUUGCAUUCUUUGGGAAUAAUGGCUGUGUGUCUGCUUCUGCUGCUGCUGCUGCUGCUGCUGAUGAUGCUGUUUGGACAGCAGCAGUAAUAAAUCCGUGUGUUUUAUCUGGCAGCUGUGAGGUGCGUCCCGGUCCGGAGUUCCUCACUCGCUCCUACCGUUUCUUGCUCAACAACACGUUUAAGGCGCUUCAGUUCUACUACGCAGACAACCACUGCUCCACGCCGAGCUACAGUGUGCAGGUGCAGGGCCGUCUGCGUCUGCGCCAGCCGUCCUGGAUCGUCCGAGGCGGCACCGAGGCCGACUAUCAGAUCCACAGCAUGCGUCUGGUGUGUCACUCGGCGUCUGCGGCCCGAGAGCUCGGCUGCGCUUCUUGGCAGCCCAACAUCAGCUGUGAGCUGUGGAGCGUCUGCGGCUGCGUCUGCGGGUGUGCACUGAACGUCUCCAUGCACGAGCUGCAGCUGCUGCGGCUGGAGAAGCAGUAUCUGCAUCACAGUCUGGAUCAGCUGCUGGAGGAGCUUUAUCUGGGAGACAUUCACACCGAAGCGGCGCAGAGGAUGCUCUACAGGCCCUCCAGCUACCAGCCCGCGCUGCAGAACACACAGAAUCAGGAUCUGAGCUGCGUGGUCUGUCGAAUCGUCUCUCGCUCUGACGAGCUUCAUCCGCCGGUUCUCCCGCCGCAGCCCGAGCUGACGGUGACCCUGAGGGGCCAGUGGGCUUCCCGCCGCUGCGAGGUCCGGCCCGAGGCCCUGUUCCUCACGCGACACUUCAUCUUCCACGACAGCAACCACACCUGGGAGGGUCACUACCAUCACUACUCUGACCCGGCCUGCAGACACCCCACCUUCAGCCUGUUCGCCCGCGGACGCUACAGCCGCGGCCUGCGCUCCACACGCGUCAUGGGCGGCAUGGAGUUUGAGUUCAGAGUGAACCACAUGCGCGUGACGGCGAUGGAUCUGGCGACCACGUCUCUGCUGAAUGUGUUCAAAGAGAGUGGCUGCGGUGUUCAGGGUUCGUGGCAGGUGGGCGUGGAGCAGGACGUGACUCCGACCAAUGGCUGCGCGGCGCUGGGGCUCCACCUCCCACACACAGAGUAUGAGCUCUUCCGAUUGGAGCGCGACGCAGACGGACGAUUGCUGCUGUUUAACGGCCAGCGGCCCAGCGACGGCUCCAGCCCCGACCGACCCGACAGACGGCCCACAUCCUACCAGACGCCGCUGGUGCAGUGCUCCGCCGCUGGAGGUCAGAGGUCAGAGGUCAGCGCCGCGCAGAGCCUCGGCAAUCUGGCAACCACAGCAGCGGUGGCGGCGGUUUGGAGUUUGUGGGUUUCUGAGACGUAAAAGCGAUCAGAUGUUUCUGACCCAGAAUGCACUAGAGUUUUCCGUCAGACGGAUGAAUGCACAACAGGAACUGCACUUUACGAGAACGAAGCCUGACGCUUUCGCUCCUGACGGGACUUUACAUCCUAAAACAUGCCUGUAAAUCAGAUUCGAAGGAAAAAUCUCCCAGAAAUAAAGAUUCUGUCAUUAUUUAGUCAUACAGCCCAGGGCCUUCAUCUAUAAAGAUGUCCAUUUUUUUCUAAGAAAUCAUAUAGAAAUGAAUUCAUCAAUGAUAUACAGUGGGUACGG
Sinocyclocheilus grahami is the source of this 1989-nucleotide messenger RNA. Its product is annotated as protein APCDD1-like. Gene Ontology annotation, biological process: negative regulation of Wnt signaling pathway. NCBI's taxonomy places the organism in Eukaryota, Metazoa, Chordata, Actinopteri, Cypriniformes, Cyprinidae. Bases 1 to 1701 code for a protein of 566 amino acids. The record is from RefSeq and is a predicted model, not a curated record. Gene Ontology annotation, cellular component: plasma membrane. Gene Ontology annotation, molecular function: Wnt-protein binding. The transcript has 6 exons.